AUGAACCUACUUGCCGGUUAUUCCGACUCAGAAUCCGAUGGCGAAGCGCCGCCCGCACCGAAAGUAGUCGCAAAGCCGACCGCGAAGCUCGCAUUUCAGAAAGUCGUCGAUCGCUCGAAUCCAGGACGUAUCAAGGUCAACCUUCCCGGCGCGUCGCAGUCACGAUCCGAGAAUGUUCAGGAUGAUGCGCCACCGGCGAAGAAAGCGCGACUGGGCGGGGGUUCAUCGUUUGGCGGCUUCAACGCAAUGUUACCUGCACCGAAGAAGCCAAAUGUGAACGCCAUUUCAGCAUCCGAAGGCUCAAAGACAGGGAAUAGAGGGUUGGGGAAGGGUCUCGCUUCUGGUGUCAAUCUGAAGACUGGUGCAGAGCCUGCAUUCAAAAGGGAGUCAAAAGUAGAAGCAGAGGAGUACGAUGAGACUGGCAAUCCGAUCAAGAAGGAGCCUAUGAGGAGGGAAGAUUUCAGGGCUAUGCUAAACUUGCCAACACCUAAAUCAGAGACCAAAGCAGAGGCCAAGCCAGAAAUAACGGCACAAGAACCGAAAGCAGAGCCGGAGUCGCAGCAGGUACCCAAACCUGCGGCGCCGCGUUUUGUACCUAUGUCUGUCGGCAAAGGCAAGAAAAAGAAGCCCGUGGCUCCUCGGCCAACAGCAACAUUAAAUGAGACGAGCACUACGACAAGCACAAAUGCAAGCGCAUCCGCGUCGCAACCGCAACAACCACCUCCCGACACUAAGCCGCGGAAGCCGAAGGUCUCCCUUUUUAGCGUCUCAAAUGAAGCAGAACCAGCACUCAAGGAGACAUCCGGCGGCCAGUAUCAACCACUUCUUUACGGCACAGAAGAAGGACAGGAUGUUGCUAUGGCAGAGGGAGCCUAUAAUAUGCCACCAGCAAAUGAGGCAGCACAAUAUGCUUCUCCAUCCACAGGUGGAUCGAAUCCUCAUGACCUGACCAACAUUGCUUCUGAAUUGAACCUAUCGGAAGCAGAACGCCGCCAACUAUUCGGUAAGAAAGGACGCGGUGGGCCAGACUUUUCUGGUGCCACGAUCAAGGAUUUCAACACAGACAUGGAGUAUGCCCAUAAUGAGAAGUUACGGCAACAGGGUGAAGCGGUGCAGCACAAUCCACUCAAGUCUAUAUCUGGCACUGGGAAGAACAGUCUCCGAAGCUUGGUAAACGUUGCGACUACCCAGAAGGAUGCACUGGAGGAUCAUUUCGCUGCUGGUGCUCGGAAUAAGAGAGAAGCAGGCAACCGUCGAUCGCAGAUAUACAGGCUAUCUUUCAAUACAACAGCCACAUCGUCCUCAACUGUCACUGAGAACCCCAACGCCAUCAUCUCCUCAAACAAUGAGGGAACCUUCAGCGCCGCUGUCUCUGCCACGAUUUCUUUUCCCCGGCUUGAAGCCGUUGAGCGACUGGCGCUCUCCAUUGUCGUUGACUUGAAGAUGCGUAAGCUCAGCACGGGUUUGUCGGUGGUUCGGGUUCUCAACCCGCUCAUUGAGCGCAUCGAACCGCGCGUAACGCAGUUCUCCGAACAUGACGCCGCUCUCAGCUGGAAGCUGAUGGGCAUCAAGGCCCAUCAAGUGAUGAAGGCCUUUGGAUUCUCUCUAAGCAAUGAUACUGAGAGGUUCGUUCUUGCCAAGAUGAGAUGGAAGAGGGUGAUGAAGGCGGUCAAGGAGGAUGAGCAGAGGACUGAGAGGCUUGAGGAAAAACAGGGCGAAGUUGGGUUUGUGAGUCGAGGCUGA
Messenger RNA from Alternaria atra, 1743 nucleotides. RefSeq lists its product as uncharacterized. The coding region runs from base 1 to 1743 and encodes 580 amino acids. Lineage: Eukaryota; Fungi; Ascomycota; Dothideomycetes; Pleosporales; Pleosporaceae. The record is from RefSeq and is a predicted model, not a curated record. The transcript has 2 exons.